Ambispora leptoticha is the source of this 342-nucleotide messenger RNA. The record is from the annotation of a GenBank genome assembly. NCBI's taxonomy places the organism in Eukaryota, Fungi, Glomeromycota, Glomeromycetes, Archaeosporales, Ambisporaceae.
UACUACGAGAGGUGCAAAAAUAAAAGGCAAAGAGUGGAUCUAGUAUCAAGAAAAAAGGCAAGAAUUUCAGAAACCAUCCCUAAAGAGAUAAUUCAGAGCAAUGAUCCUUCGAGUAGUAAUCCUCUGAGCAAUAAUCUUUCAAGCAAUAGCAACGGCAACAGUAGCAAUUCUUCGAGCAGCAGCAGUAUUUCUUUGAGCAAUAGCAGCAAUCCUUCAGGCAGCAGCAAUCUCUCAAAUACCACUCAUGUUUUCCAGAUCAACAAUAACUUGAACGAUCUUGAGCCAUUCCUUGAGCAUGACAGAAGCUUCGAACAAAUAAAUAACUCACAAGCGGGAGAUAGU